AAAAAAAUUACAGCUUUAAAAAGAAUUAUUUUUUUUUAAAAAAAAAAAAUCAAGUGUACUAUUAGUAAAAGAAUAGCAAUAAAAAGAGCUAAAGAAAAAAUUAACAAUAAAAAGUACUGUAAUAAUAUAGAUAACAGAAUAAAUAAUGAGCAAAUCAUCAACUUUUUUAUGUAAAAAGAGAGCAGCAUUACAGUGGAUCGAAAAUGUAUUAGAUAUUAAAAUCGAUCAAAAUAAAGAAUUCAACCAAAUUUUUGAAGAUGGUGUAUUAUUAUGUAAAGUUAUAAAUACUAUAAGCCCAAGAUUAAUGCCAAGAAUUUCAAUACCAGAUGCAAAUACACCAAAAGCAACUAUUCGUUUCAAAUAUAAUGAAAACAUCAGUUUCUUUAUUCAAGCAUGUGUUGAUAUGGGUGUUCCUCGUCACAAAAGAUUCGCUCUUUCUGAUAUUGUAAAUAAUCACACUACUUAUCAAAAUAUUAAAAGAAUUAUUGAAUGUUUAGAAUCUGUCUGUAAAAUUGCAAAUUCAGAUCCAAAUUACGAGUUUUCAAUCGAAUGGCCACAAUUAGAGCCAACAAUAGAGGAGUUUAGUAAAGAUGAGAUCAAUCAUGCUGAAUCAUUAUUAGCACAGUUUACAAUUAGAGAAAACAAGAGACAAGAAGUUAUAAAGAAAAGCCAAUCUCAAAACGAGGGAAAUUCAGUGGAAGCAACUAAAAAUCAAUUAUUUCAACAUCUUGCUGCUCAAAAACAAUUAUAUCCAGAUAAUAGUCCACAACAAAGGUCACCAAAAUCUGAUAGAAAUAGUUUAUCUCAACCAGUUUCACCAUUAAUUACAAAUGUUAAGGGUACAAUUACUCCAGAUUCAGUAUCUUUGUCUUCAUCACCAAAUGUUAAGCCAGUACCAUCAUCGCCAUCAAAACCUUCAGUUGUAGUAUCAACAGCAACCGUUGCAACUAAUGCAUCAUCCACCGGUACUGUUGUUUCAUCGGCAUCCAAUACAACAACAACAUCCACUACAAUACCACCAGUUGCAUCAUCAACAUCAACACCUGCAUCAAAUAAUGGUACACCAUCAAGACAAUCAAUUUCUAGACCACAAUUAUCAUUAGAAGAAAGAGCUGCAAUUAGAAUUCAAAAAGCGACAAGAAGAUGGUUAGAAAGAAAUAGACAAAUUAUUUUAGCACGUGAUUCUGCUUACAGAGAAAGAAUUGUUCAAGAGAUUAAAAAGACUGAAGUAGAAUAUAUUAACCGUUUAGCUUAUUUAAAUGACGUUAUCUUGAAGGAUUUAAGAGAGGCCAUCGAUAAAGGAUCACCAAUUAUUACCAUUGAAGAAAUUCAAAGUAUUUUCAGUGAAGUUCAAAUUAUUCUCUCCUAUAAUAAACGUUUAUUAAGUGACAUUGAAGGUAGAACUAAAGAAUGGAAACAAGACACAAUGAUUGGCGAUAUUUUUAUUAAGUUUAGUAAUUUCCUCAAGAUCUAUUCUCAAUACUCCAGAAGUUAUAGCGAAGCAAUGGGUGUAUUAAAUGAAUGCAAGAAACAAAGUAAAUUCAAGUCAUAUCUAAAUAAAAUCAAAGAACAAAAUGAAGAAAUCAAACUUCGUGGCCUUGAAGAUUAUCUCAUUAGACCAAUUCAAAGAAUUCCACGUUACAGUCUUUUAAUUAAAGAUAUGAUUUCCCAUACAUGGCAAACACAUCCAGAUUAUGAACAAUUAAAGCAAGCAUUCGACAAGAUUAAUUUAGUUGCAGAAAAUAUGAACGAAAUGAGAAAAGAAGCCGAAAGUAUAAUGAAGUUAGCAGAAAUUCAAGAAAAAUUAGAUGGUGAUAAUCAAUUAGCCAAAUCUCAUAGAAGAUUCGUAAAAGAAGGUGAAUUUUUUGAAAUUUUAAACAAAGGCAAAAAGACACCAAUUGUACUUUAUCUUUUUAAUGACAGUUUAGCUAUUACCAGACCAAACAAAUCAUCAGGUUCAUCAUUCUUUGGUAAACAAAAAACCAUUCGUCUUCAAUUCGAACAAAUUAUUUUCCUUCAUCAAUUGGUUAUCAAAGAAUUUGAAGGCUCAAAUAAUCUUCAAAUUUUUAAAGAAAAAUCAUUCUCAAUGUUAAUCACUGCUCCAGAUAAAGAAACUCUUACAGAAUGGAUCAAGGCAAUCAACAUUGAAAAAACAGAAUACCAAAAAACUCUUAGCGAUCACAAUGAUAGACAAAUGGUUCACGUUAUAGAAAGAGCUGAACAUACAAAACAAAAAAUUGAAGAAAAAUUCACUGGUCGUGCUAGUGGACAAUUUACAACAAAUGAAAUCGAAUCUCAAAUCAGUAGCGGUGCUCCUUCUUCUGAUGAUCUUUCAAGUAGUGGCAGUUCAAUCGAUAUGAAAUCUGGAAAAAUGUCCUUACGUGAAAGACGUCUUAAAUUAGCUCAAGAAUCAAAAUCAAAAAGAUUAUCAGGCUCAUCCUCUUCAUUUACAAAUUUAAAUGACCAAAAUUUAAAAGAUUCUAAAUAAAAUUAUUAAAUAAAUUU
This is a messenger RNA of Dictyostelium purpureum, 2505 nucleotides long. RefSeq lists its product as uncharacterized. The transcript is spliced from 3 exons. Lineage: Eukaryota; Evosea; Eumycetozoa; Dictyosteliales; Dictyosteliaceae. The record is from RefSeq and is a predicted model, not a curated record. Gene Ontology annotation, molecular function: protein binding; guanyl-nucleotide exchange factor activity. The coding region runs from base 146 to 2488 and encodes 780 amino acids. Gene Ontology annotation, biological process: intracellular signal transduction.